AUGGUACAGUCUACGCGACAGCCGAUUUUGCUAGGGUUGACAGAACCCCUGAGGACGAUCGUGAACGGAAAGUUCGUUCGAGCAAGAGCAAACCAGGAUCUACUCUUCUCUGAGACACAGCUGUCCGUUAUACAUAGCAAAGAAUUAGACAUUACAAUACAAUUGAGGUAUUGCCCUGCGCUCAAAUCGAAACCAAAACAAACACAACAUGAACAGACAGCAAAGAAAUUUGACCCGUUCGAAGACCCAGCACCUGGGCUGCUGAUAGAGCGAAUCCCACCACAAGACCACUCACACAAUCUUGUACUGAACAAGUAUCCCGUGAUUGAGAACCACUUUAUUGCAGCCACAAAACAUAAUAAGCCGCAGAGUGACUUGCUCGAGGAAGAUGAUCUGUACGCCACCUACGCCUGCCUACGAUCGUGGCAGGAAGACAUCGAGGAUGACUCUCGACGUGCUCUGUUCGCGUUCUUCAAUUCCGGCGAGCACUCUGGAGCAAGCCAGCCACAUCGUCAUCUGCAAUUCCUUCCAGUCGAGAACAUGAUCAGCGACGACGAAGCUGGGUGGGGAUUGUUGUGCGAUUCCAUGACCUUUCCAGCUCACGACGGUCUACCAUUACUGCAUAACCCGAACUUACCGUUUAUACAUUUCGCCACCAAACUCGGAAUUGGCAUGGACGGACGUGCUCUCUCUGAAAAGUACAUGCUGCUCAUGAAGGCCGCAUUUGCUACCAUUAACGCGGGCUGUGAUCUGAGCAAUAUUGACAAAAUUAGUAUGAGCCCAGACAAGGGGUCUGCCUUUAGCUACAAUCUUGCAAUGACGACCGAGAUAAUGGCGAUUCUGCCUCGCAAGGCAGAGGCUGGAGUAAUUACCGGAACAAGCGACGGCAUCGUCUUCGUGAAUGGGACAGUUCUCGCAGGCACUAUGAUGGUAAAAUCCGAGGAUGACUUUGCACGACUUCGUGAAGAACCUGAGCUCGUCCAGCAGGUACUUAGACACAUCACGUAUCCGGUCAGAACAACACGCAUGUAA
Molecule: messenger RNA, 1032 nt
Organism: Lithohypha guttulata
Lineage: Eukaryota; Fungi; Ascomycota; Eurotiomycetes; Chaetothyriales; Trichomeriaceae
Product: bifunctional AP-4-A phosphorylase/ADP sulfurylase
Exons: 2
Coding region: 1-1032 (343 amino acids)
Biological process (GO): nucleotide metabolic process
Molecular function (GO): ATP binding; ATP:ADP adenylyltransferase activity
Source: RefSeq, a predicted model, not a curated record